GCUUAAGGCUGGAUUUCAUUGUAUAUCUCAUUUCAUCCCGACAUGACAUGAUCGCCACCAGAAUUUCAUGGCUUUUCAACGACUACCCCCUGACAAGCUGAACCUAAGCGUGGCUCACGGAGUUUACCUACAGGAUGGCCGAAGGCUCUGUACCAAAUCAAGAAACAGUAGUAAAGACCGAUCCAGUACCUAUAUUUCGAUGUGACAUAUGUCAAGCAACGUAUGCACGCCCGGGCGAUCUCAACCGCCAUUUAAAAAAACAUACACGCCCCUACGAAUGCGAUGAGUGCGGGUCUAGGUUUGGUCUAAGAUCAGACCUCGAUCGGCAUCGAAGAGCCCUUCAUCGCUCAAUAGUCACAAACCGGACAUAUUCAUGUAGUAUGCUUGGCUGCACCAGAUCUUACAUUCGAAAGGACCAUCUUAUUCGGCAUAUGAAAAGUCACCGGAAAGAAACCACUCACGACAAACUUCUUGAUGAAGGUCAUGAUCAUGCCCCUCAUGAAUCUGCUACCUCAUCAAAUACACACUCGGAUUCAUCUGGCCUACUCUGGGCUGUACCUUUCCCAAGGAACCCCUCAUUUGUUGGCCACCAGGAGAUUCUCGACAAACUCCAUCAUUGCCUCGAGACAAAUGAUGUUCACAGAUUUGCUCUUAGUGGCCUUGGAGGGAUAGGCAAGACUCAAAUAGCUCUUGAAUUUGCCCAUCAGAUUAAAGAUAGACGAUCUGUUUUCUGGGUACCUACAUUUAACGUGGACGCCUUGCAACAAGCGUAUACAAUGAUUGCCCAUGAGCUCCAAAUUCCUGAUUCAGAAAAGGAGGAGCACGACAUCAAGCGACUUGUACAAUAUCGCUUGAGUCAGGAAGCUAGCGGCCCAUGGCUGCUUAUUCUUGACAACGCAGAUGAUAUGGACAUGUGGUUUGGUAAUGAUGGGCAAAGAAGAGAUUCACAGACCCUGAUUGAUUAUAUGCCUAAAAGUAGUAAAGGAACUAUUCUCUUAACAACACGAAACAUGAAGGUUGCGGUUAAGUUCGCCGGUACACAUAUUUUUCCAGUGAAAGCGAUGGAUGAUACGUCAGCAACGCAGCUUCUGGACCGAAGUCUAAUCAAUACUUUAGAGGAAAUCAAUAUUUUAGAGGACGAAAACAGAAAGGAACAAAUAAUUCAGCAGCUGGGGUCUCUUCCUCUUGCGCUAGUGCAAGCCGCCGCCUACAUUAACGAAAACGAUAUUCGACUGUCUGAAUAUUUGUCUCUUCUUAAUGAUAAAGAGGCCGUCAUCGAAUUAUUGAGCGAAGACUUUGAAGAUGAAAGGAGAUACCGAGGAACGAAAAACGCAGUAGCCACAACCUGGUUGGUCUCGUUCGACCAGAUUCGAGAUCUCAGCCCGUUGGCCGUAGAUUAUAUGGCUUUCAUUUCUUGUAUUGAUCCUGAUGCAAUCCCCAUCUCUCUCCUACCUCCGGUAGGGUCGAGGAAAAAGGAACUCGAUACAAUUGGAAUACUCACGGCAUACUCUUUUGUUGAAAGGAAUUCCCAUGGCGACCACCUCAGCGUUCACAGAUUAGUACAGCUUGCGAUGCAAAAUUGGCUGAGGAACCAGAAAUUGCUGGCUUUUUGGAUACCAAAAGUUAUCAGCCGCCUCAAUGAGAUCAUGACUAUUGACGAGUAUGGCAGUUUCGAAUCAUGGAGGCGAUACUUCCCACAUGCACGACAUGUCAUUGUGUUAGCUGGACUUCGCCAGUCAGCUGAGAUUAAUAUACAAUUCCUCGAGAAGUACGGUCUAUUUCUAUUAGCCGACGAGGAUUUCAAGGAGGCCGAGAGAACCUUUGAGGUUUUGAUUCAAGAAGCUAAUAUCCAGCUGGGACCAGACCACCAUAUUACGCUAGAUAGCAUCAGCAAUUUGGCGUCGGCUUACAGGGGCCAAGGACGGUUAGCCGAAGCUCUUGCGCUGGAUAUAAAAGUAAUAAACACGAUGAAAACGGUUCUCGGCAUGGAGCACCCUUCCACACUGAACGCCAUGAGCAACCUCGUCUCAAUAUAUCAGAAUCAAGGAAGAUUUGCUGAAGCUGAAGUACUAGAGGUAGAAGCAUUAGAAACAAGCCAGAAGAUUUUUGGCUCAGAUCACCGCUUCACAUUAACCAAAAUGAGCAAUUUAGCGGUCAUAUGGAAGAAACAAGGAAAACUUACAGAUGCUGAAAAGUUAGAGAUGCAGGCAUUGAAGACGAGGCAAAAAGUCCUAGGCUUGAUGCACCCUUCUACAAUGACUAGCAUGAACAACCUCGCCACGAUAUAUCAGGAACAAGGUCUGCUCGCAGAAGCUGAAGAGUUGCAGAGUCAGGUGGUUGAGAGAGCAGAAUCAACACUAGGCCAUCAACAUAGUUUGACACUAAUGAGCAUGAGUGACCUCGCCUUUAUCUACCAAGAACAAGGACGAUUUGAUGAGGCCGAGCACUUAGCAAUGCGAGUGUUACAGGCUAGAAAAAUAACCCUAGGAUCUGAGCAUCCGUCUCUAUUGGUCAAUAUGGACAAUCUAGCUUUUAUAUAUAAGAAGAUGGGGCGGUUUGAAGAAGCUGGCAAGUUAGUGGAAGAGAUUCUUGAGACGAGUAGGAAGGUCCUAGGCCCUGAUCACCCUUAUACAUCAGCUAGUUCGGGAAACCUCGCGUUAAUAUAUCGGAGCCUAGGGCGUCUGAAAGAGGCCGAAGCACUGACGUAUGAAAUUGAUUCAUAUACAAAGACACCUCGUGACGCCGCCUGGAUCAGGCUGGAAGGAGCCAUGGUGGUUGAAGACAAGAUUCAGAAUGAGCUGUUCGCUUAGAUCUGCUAAGGACCACCGACUUUUAGUAGGUAGCGAGAUUUCUUUAGAUACAGCAUUAUAAGUCGUCGAACAACAUAUGAAAUUAAUAUAAUGGAUGUUGUAUUUGGCUUGCAUUUUCAAAUGUCAUACCAAAUAGAAUUUGAAGACUCCAGAACUUGGCAAGUCGAUAUUUCAAACUUGUAUAGCCAGGGACUAAUGCUCCAUACUAGUUGGUUGUGAGUUUCUUUGUCGUAAAAAAAGCGCAGACGAUCAUUAAAGUGUUAUUAUUGGCAGCCGGCGAAAUAGAUGUCAAUGACAGUUGGCGUUCUAACAUUUGA
Talaromyces proteolyticus is the source of this 3127-nucleotide messenger RNA. RefSeq lists its product as uncharacterized. Gene Ontology annotation, molecular function: ADP binding; protein binding. Bases 135 to 2810 code for a protein of 891 amino acids. Gene Ontology annotation, cellular component: kinesin complex. The record is from RefSeq and is a predicted model, not a curated record. NCBI's taxonomy places the organism in Eukaryota, Fungi, Ascomycota, Eurotiomycetes, Eurotiales, Trichocomaceae. The transcript is spliced from 2 exons.